Hyaloperonospora brassicae is the source of this 1716-nucleotide messenger RNA. Lineage: Eukaryota; Oomycota; Peronosporomycetes; Peronosporales; Peronosporaceae. The record is from the annotation of a GenBank genome assembly.
AUGCUCAAGUUGGCGGGCGUCUUUACCGUACUUUCGACUAUUGGCGUCGCGGUGCUCCAUAGGGACGAGAUGGCAGCAUCGGUAAAGCAGGCGGACCUCGACUCGGCCGACAGUGUCGAUGACUCGAGCAGUGAUGACAGCGAGCACAAAGUCAGCUACCGAGGCGAGAACGAUUCGUCCAAUUCACUAGCUUGGGGGCUCUUGGACAUGAGUCGAUCUGCCGUCAUUAGCACUAUCGAGUCGACGCACCCAAACUGGGUGGGCUCCGCACCCCGAACUGGCGUCGACACGGCAUGCUAUCGGGAAACACACAUUGCCAAAGUCUGUCCCAUUGGGUUUGAACGCAAGCUGGGAACCUGCUGGGCCCAGUGUCCGCUUGAAUAUCCCGUCGAGUGUGGACUGCAGUGCAUUCGGCAAAACGAUGAUUGCACGCUCGAGAUGCUGUCCAAGACGACGGUUGUUGUGCGGUCGGCACUGUCGCUCGCUACUUUUGGAGUCUACGGUGCGGUUGAGAAAAUGGCAAAGGGGGUCCGGCUAGCCGUUAGCUGCGGCAAAGAAGUAGCAAAUUUAGUGCGGGCGCUGACAAAGUACGUGAGGAACAUUCAGACCACGAACACGCAAAACACGACCGACUACGUCAUGACUAUGCUGUACCAGACGGAUAAUGUGGUCUACGACAUUCCGAUCACUAUCAUGGCGUGUCGUGGAAUCAAAGUCUCACCCGGUAUGAAGUUCGAUGACCGAGUGGUCAAUACCAUUGGCCUAAUGCUGAAAGAAGUUGUGGCUCACAAAGAAGCCAUCCUCUCGAGCUGGAAGUCGUUUAUGGACUUCAUGCGGAAAAUUGAGCUAGACGAUGUCCUUGACGACAUGAAAGAAGACGAAAUCUCGUCGCUGCAGUCGGCUUUGGCAUCCAAUUUGACCUGUGCACACGACAUGAGGCGCCUCGUGGACCGCGCGUGGUUGACGGUGGCCUAUCUGCGAAAACAGGACCCGGACAUUUCCAAAGAUGACGUCCGUGUGAUCCUAAGCAAGUCGAACCUCAUGCACCACGUGGUUCCCAUUGUCACAAAUAAUUGCAUGGAAGAACUGAUUAACGGAUCUGACGAGUCAACUGCGUACACAACGCGUGAUAUGCUGCGCAGGACGUUUGGAGGUAUCGUGGACGACCUUGUUUCGUCAGGUGAGAGCAACAAUGGCACACUUCUCCCCGCCACGGAUUUCAUGUAUACUGCUACCGACAAGGCCCUCUUGUUCACAGCCAUAUGGGAUCCCACGAACGUCUUGGGUGUUGUGUCGGAGUACUUCCAAACCAUUUGCGGUCCAACAGAGUUAAUCGGCGAAGUCGACGAUGGCUCCGCGUCGGAUGCGUUGGGUCUUUCGAUCGUCGACAAAGCUUUCCGCAAUAGUACGGGUACGUGGACCAAAAAAGGGAAGGGCACUGUCACCAUCACAUUCCAAAGCAAGGACGUUGAAAAGGUGAAGGUGAACAUCGUGUCAGGUGGCAACGACAUCGGUAAGAUUAAAGUGAAACCCGGUGCGACCGUGACGUGGACUUCUAGCGUUAAAGCACUGGAAGGCAAGACACUGUACUUAGACCGAUGGCGGUCUGGAUUCCUAGGCAUUCGAGGCAGCGGUGGUGGUUCGUUGUUACUUUGGGUUCCGCGAUCGAGACAAGGUGGCGACUUGGAACUCACUGCAAUCCUCAAUGCAACUUAG